Prosopis cineraria is the source of this 2407-nucleotide messenger RNA. Its product is annotated as cellulose synthase-like protein G2. Gene Ontology annotation, cellular component: trans-Golgi network; plasma membrane. The transcript has 8 exons. The record is from RefSeq and is a predicted model, not a curated record. Gene Ontology annotation, molecular function: mannan synthase activity; cellulose synthase (UDP-forming) activity. Lineage: Eukaryota; Viridiplantae; Streptophyta; Magnoliopsida; Fabales; Fabaceae. Bases 74 to 2329 code for a protein of 751 amino acids. Gene Ontology annotation, biological process: cellulose biosynthetic process; plant-type primary cell wall biogenesis.
AUAAUAUAUAUAUAUAGAGAGAGAGAGAGAGAGAGAGAGAGAACGCAUCGUUGUGCGACUCAGGAAUAUCCAAAUGGAGGACUCUCUCCCUCUCAAUCUCUGCCAUGACCAGAAGCAUCAAGCUCUCAUCAACAAGCUACACACACUCCUCCAUCUCACUUCUCUAGCUUUCUUAUUCUAUUACAGAGCCUCUUCUUUCUUCUCCUUCUUCUUCCUCCAUGAAACCACUAACAUUAAUACCACUAUCUCCUUCUUUCCCUUUCUUCUGAUCUUCGCUUCAGAAGCCAUCCUCUCCUUUAUCUGGCUCCUCGGCGUCGCCUACCGGUGGCGUCCAGUCGUCAGGACCGUGUUCCCAGAAAGAUUACCGGAGGACGACCACCAGCUUCCUCCUCUUGAUGUGUUCAUUUGUACUACAGAUCCAAGUAAGGAGCCUGCUGAGCAAGUUAUGAACACUGUGUUGUCUGCCAUGUCUCUUGAUUACCCGCUGGAGAAGCUUCAUGUUUAUGUGUCUGAUGACGGCGGCUCGCCGGAGACUUUAUGUGGACUGAGGUCGGCUUGGAGGUUCGCAAGGUGGUGGCUUCCCUUCUGCAGAAGAUACAGAGUGAAGAGUUGUUGCCCUAAGCUUUACUUUUCUGAUGAUGAGAUUGACGAUGGCGAAGAUAUUGAGUUUUUUGCAGAAAAGAAGAAGAUCAAGGAAAAAUAUGAGGACUUUAAAGAAGACAUAAUGAGAAUUAGAGCAGAUGGGGCCGACUCUGGUAUUAGUCAAGAUCACCCCUCAAUGAUUGAGGCGAUGCAAGAAAAUGUUGAAGAGGAUGAAUUGAAGAAAGUGAAAUUGCCUUUGUUGGUUUAUGUUUGUCGAGAAAAAAGGACAAAUCAUCCCCACCAUUUCAAGGCUGGAGCUCUCAAUGUCUUGCUUCGAGUAUCAGGUGUGAUAAGCAAUGCUCCAUACUUUUUAGUCCUGGACUGUGACAUGAUGUGUAAUGACCCAACUUCAGCAAAGCAAGCACUGUGUUUCCAUCUUGAUCCCAAGAUAUCACCAUCUCUUGCUUUUGUUCAAUUCCCUCACAAAUUUCGAUCUAUCACCAAAAAUGAUAUUUAUGACUCUCAGCUUAGAUCUGCAUUCAAAGUUUUGUGGCAUGGAAUGGAUGGCCUUCAAGGACCAGUAUUGAGUGGAACUUGCUUUUAUGCAAAAAGGGUUGCAUUAUAUGGAAAUUACACUUGCAAAGGUAAUAUUGAACUUGCUCAACUUCAAAAACAAUUUGGCUCAUCCAAUGAGUUUAUCAAAUCUUUGAGCAAAAACUACACACCGGAUUUGGUCUCUGAUGAUACUCAUGCAUUGUUACAGCCAGAGAUUAAGCUGUUGGCUUCUUGUAACUAUGAAACUAGCACCAAAUGGGGUCAAGAGGUUGGAUUUUUGUAUGCUAGUGUUGUUGAAGAUGUCCUAACUGGGUUCUUCUUGCACUGUAAUGGUUGGAGGUUAGUGUUUUGUGAUCCUCCCAAGCCACAAUUUUUGGGAACUGCAACUACAAAUUUGAAUGACUUGUUGAUUCAGGGAAUAAGAUGGAGCUCUGGCUUGAUUGAGAUUGUGUUGAGCAAGUUUUGUCCACCAAUAUAUGGCCCUUUCAAGAUGCCUCUACUUCAGAGUUCAUGUUAUGUAGAACUCACACUCUUUCCUCUUUAUUGCUUGCCUAUAUGUUGUUUUGCUAUCAUCCCGCCACUUUGCCUACUACAUGGAAUCCCCUUGUACCCAAAGGUCUCAAAUCCAUAUUUCAUCAUCUUUACCUUCAUCUUUAUAUCGGCACAAUGUAAGCACUUACAAGAAGUCUUCACAUCAAGAGGCUCAUUCCAAAAAUGGAUAAAUGAACAACGAAUGUGGAUGAUCAAAUCAACCACAUGCCACCUUUAUGGAUGUUUGAAUGCUAUCCUCAACAGUCUCAAUCUAAGAAAAUCAACUUUCUUGCUUACUAACAAAGUAGAAGAAGAUGAUGAUGACAAGGGCAAUGAUGAACAAGCAACCACAACAUUGUACCAAAUGGACAUGUUUGAUUUUAGAACCUCACAUAUGUUUCUAGUCCCAAUGCUUGCAUUUCUCUCUAUCAACAUCUCGUGCUUGGUUGGAGGACUGUAUAGGGUGGUCUGUGAGAAAAAUUGGGAAGACAUGUUAAUACAGAUUUUAAUUUUUGGAUAUGUCAUCAUUGUGAACUACCCUAUCAUUGAAGGCUUGCUUGUGAGAAGUGAUAAGGGACGUGUUCCUGCUUCUGUUGUUCCUUCCUUUACUAUAUUGUUCAUUUUUAUCCAUUUGGGAUUUUUACUUUUAUGGAUUAUUUAAUUUAUGAAUCUAUUACUGUAAUCUCUCUGUUAGAGUCUAAAUAAGCAAUGUAAGUGGAGGAGAUUUUAUUUUGAGAUA